AUGUCUACAGAUAGAGCAUGCAUGUUAUGUGGGUUGGUACAGAGUACAGCGGAAUUCAACAGGAAUGGCUGUCCUAACUGUCAGUCAAUCUUUGAGGAAGCUGGUGUUUCUGCAAUUGAAUGCACCUCUCCAUCUUUUGAAGGUUUGAUCGGAAUGUGCAAACCAAAUAAAUCGUGGGUUGCCCGGUGGAUGAGUAUUGAUGGAUAUAUUCCCGGCAUGUACGCUGUUAAAAUCGAUGGUCGCUUACCCCUAGAAGUAACGGAUUUGUUACCGCAUUAUAAACCAAGAGAUGGUAGUCAGGUGGAUUAA
Kluyveromyces marxianus DMKU3-1042 is the source of this 309-nucleotide messenger RNA. RefSeq names its product transcription elongation factor SPT4 (gene SPT4). NCBI's taxonomy places the organism in Eukaryota, Fungi, Ascomycota, Saccharomycetes, Saccharomycetales, Saccharomycetaceae. Bases 1 to 309 code for a protein of 102 amino acids. Gene Ontology annotation, cellular component: nucleus; DSIF complex. The transcript has a single exon. The record is from RefSeq and is a predicted model, not a curated record. Gene Ontology annotation, molecular function: zinc ion binding; RNA polymerase II complex binding. Gene Ontology annotation, biological process: regulation of transcription elongation by RNA polymerase II; chromatin organization; mRNA processing.